Molecule: messenger RNA, 2132 nt
Organism: Mesoplodon densirostris (Blainville's beaked whale)
Lineage: Eukaryota; Metazoa; Chordata; Mammalia; Artiodactyla; Ziphiidae
Gene: APEX2
Product: apurinic/apyrimidinic endodeoxyribonuclease 2
Exons: 6
Coding region: 100-1647 (515 amino acids)
Biological process (GO): base-excision repair
Cellular component (GO): nucleus
Molecular function (GO): phosphoric diester hydrolase activity; DNA-(apurinic or apyrimidinic site) endonuclease activity; zinc ion binding
Source: RefSeq, a predicted model, not a curated record
CGCGCGCGGAAGGCCAGGCCUGGCGGCCAUAGGAGUUUUCGGUUUUUGCUCGCGCCUACGUGGGGCGUGGGCUUAAAGGCAUUGCAGUUAGCUGUCAGCAUGUUGCGCGUGGUGAGCUGGAACAUCAAUGGGAUUCGCAGCCCCGUGCAAGGGGUGGGAUACGAGGAGCCCAGCAAUUGUACCGCCAUGGCCAUGGGGCGCAUUUUGGACAAGCUGGAUGCUGACAUCGUCUGUCUUCAGGAGACCAAAGUAACCAGGGAUGUGCUGACAGAGCCCCUGGCUAUCAUUGAGGGCUAUAACUCCUAUUUCAGCUUCAGCCGCAACCGUAGUGGCUAUUCUGGUGUAGCCACCUUCUGUAAGGACAGUGCUACCCCAGUGGCUGCUGAAGAAGGCCUGAGUGGCCUACUUGCCACUCAGAAUGGGGACGUGGGUUGCUAUGGAAACAUGGAUGACUUCACUCAAGAGGAGCUUCGAGCUCUGGAUAGUGAGGGCCGGGCCCUCCUCACACAACACAAGAUCUGCACAUUGGAAGGGAAGGAGAAGACCUUGACCCUAAUCAACGUGUACUGCCCCCAUGCGGACCCUGGGAAGCCUGAGCGGCUCGCCUUUAAGAUGCGCUUCUAUCGCUUGCUGCAGAUCCGAGCAGAAGCCCUCCUGGCAGCUGGCAGCCAUGUUAUCAUUCUGGGGGACCUGAAUACAGCUCACCGCCGCAUUGACCACUGGGAUGCAGUCAACCUGGAAUGCUUUGAAGAGGAUCCAGGUCGCAAGUGGAUGGACCACUUGCUCAGUAACCUGGGGUGCCAGGCUGGUUCCCAUACGGGACCCUUCAUUGAUAGCUACCGAUGCUUCCAUCCAAAGCAGAAGGGGGCCUUCACCUGCUGGUCCACAGUCAGUGGCGCCCGCCCUCUGAACUAUGGCUCUCGGCUUGACUAUGUGCUGGGGGACAGGACCCUGGUCAUGGACACCUUUCAGGCCUCCUUCUUGCUGCCUGAGGUGAUGGGCUCUGACCACUGCCCCGUGGGUGCAGUCUUAAGCGUGUCUUCUGUGCCGGCAAAACAGUGCCCACCUCUGUGCACCCGCUUCCUCCCUGAGUUUGCAGGCACCCAGCUCAAGAUCCUUAGAUUCCUAGUUCGUCUCGAACAAGAUCCUGUGUUCAGGCAGUCAGCGCUGCAGCUCAGCAAUCAAACACCGGUACAGAUGCGCCAAAACAAAGCCCGUGUGCGCUCGACCAGGUCUCGGCCAAGUCAAGCUGGUUCCAGUAGAGGCCAAAAAAACCUGAUGAGCUACUUCCAGCCAUCCUCCAGUCGUCCCCAAGCUUCUCCUAACUUGGAGCUUCCUAGCCUGGACACCCUCGUGACCCCAAAGACCUCAGAAGAGGACGUGAUGGCCAAUGUGGUGGAGGGGCGGGCCAAGGCUUCAGAGGCCAAGGAUGAAAAGGAGGUACGGACCUCAUUCUGGAAGUCUCUGCUGGGGGGGCCCUUGCCCAUGCCCCUGUGUGGGGGCCAUAGGGAGCCGUGUGUAAUGCGAACUGUGAAGAAGCCAGGACCCAACCUGGGCCGCCACUUCUACAUGUGUGCCAGGCCCCAGGGUCCUCCCACUGACCCCUCCUCCCGCUGCAGCUUCUUCCUCUGGAGCAGGCCCAGCUGAACCAACCCAGGCCUAGGGAUGUCUGGCAUGGUUAACCUUGUACAUGGUCUGAGGCCAGCUUCCUCCUAAGCUACUUCCUCCUUCCUCAAGACCUCCUUCCCACCUCCUCUUCCUCCUCCACCUUCCUCAGGGACCCUUCCCUUUCCUCUUUCUUCUUCCUCCAAGGCCUCCCUUCCUCUCUCUUCUUCCUACCUAGCUCCUCCUCACUGGUGAGCUUCUUUUGCCUUAGUGCUGUGACCCAAUCCCCCAUCCCACUUCCCACCUUCCUCUCAGAAUUACAGAGGAACCAGUUGCCCCAGGAAGUUGUGAUUUUAAACCCCUUCCUUCCUUGCUGGGAAAUGUAUCUGUGCCUAAAUAAAGUCCGUGUCUUUGUUGUAGUGCACCAUGCCAUGUGGACAUUUUGGAUGUGCUCCAUAAAGCUGAGUCGUUAUCUCAGUCCCGGGUUUGCCAACUGCCUGUAACCUGAUGAUUUAACUUCCAGGGAG